GACGGGGGACAACCUUGUUAAAGCCGCUGCCUAUUCAAACACCAAGAACAAGCCUAGUCUCUACGACAACGGGAUACAAACGCACGGGAAGUCGUCUCUCUGCCAGACGUUUACACUGAAAGGUUGGUUUCUUUGGUGACACAUUUGCAGAGAAUGAACAGAUGAUCUCACAGAUCAAAUAGGAGAGGAAUGUCCACACAAUGCCUACACAAUCAACAAAAUCCAGAAAAUCAAGGUCAAAAAGGCCUGUCAAAAAGGCAGAGAGGAGGUCAUCCAAGAAGAGAUCAGUCAGUGCCAAAGCCACCAAGUCAGAAGUGGACAUUCUCAGUCCAGCAGCCAUGCAGAAUGUUUACUACAUUUCCCACAAUGCAGUUGACUGUCUGGCGUUCCGAGGCUUUGGAUGGCCUAAGUCAACUAAAAAGAAAACAGGAGGAAUGAAGGGCAAGAAAACAAAAAACAAAAAGUGACUCUACCACAAACCUUGCCAAGACCAAAGCAAACAUUGUCAGUUUAGUACGGCUCUAUUCAAUCCGCAUGGUGGAAAUCCAGCUUUUCAGCGUGAUAGAAAUGUUAAGGCGAUGUUCCCGAUCAGUGGAGGCUGCUGAGGGGAGGACGGCUCAUAAUAAUGGCCGGAAUGGACUGGUUUCACGUUUGAUACCAUUGCAUUAACUCCCUUCCAACAAUUACGCUUCAUUCCAGCCCUAAGCAAACGCCACUAUUCCCGAUUUAUCAGACUGCAUUCAUGCUAAACGCUGCUUAUGUUGGCUAAAUCGGAAAUGACCUUUACAUUUCUAUGGCAGAAUCUGUAACGCUUCAGCUUUACAGAUGGAAUAAAUCCCUAAUUAUAAUGUAGAUUUUAGUUGAUCUAGUCUGUUCAAAUUCAAAAUAGAACUCUGGUUACCUCUGAUGGAUUGGUUGUUAUUUACAGAGAACAGUGGAAAGAACAUGGGAAUACAUUGACCUCUGCUGGCCUACUGGCACACCAUACCCAGAUGCUCUCAGGAAAGAUUUCUGUGACGCGUGUAAAGAAUGCUUCUCUGGAUAAUGGAUGUUAAGAAUAAAACAUGGCGAGCUAGAA
Oncorhynchus kisutch (coho salmon) is the source of this 1078-nucleotide messenger RNA. It is a transcript of the gene smkr1, whose product is annotated as small lysine rich protein 1. NCBI's taxonomy places the organism in Eukaryota, Metazoa, Chordata, Actinopteri, Salmoniformes, Salmonidae. The record is from RefSeq and is a predicted model, not a curated record. The transcript has 3 exons. The coding region runs from base 201 to 467 and encodes 88 amino acids.